AUGUAUUUCUCUUUGACAAUAAAAGGCUUCGAAUACGCCGAGCACAGCUUUUUUGGCAACGCGAUCACGCUUACUCUCUCUGAUGGAACCACUCAGCUAGCCAAGGACUACCCCUUCAAGCUCAGUAACGCCCUCAAUCUCACCUACGGCGAAAUCAAUGGGCUCGGCGGUGACUUCUACGGAACUAAUGAUCCCAUAAGCGACGGCUCCACCCAGGAAGAACAGCGCAGCCGGUUCAUGGCAGCAUUCAAGACUCUGGCCGAUCCCUCGGGUCUCCAACCAGGCGAGGCAUUGGCAAUUCUUGGUGCCUUGCAGGAAGAGGUUGAUGCGGUCAAUGAGGCGCUCCGCAAGCACGAAGACCCUUCUAUUGCGUACAGCAAGCUACCAGCAGACGAAUGGAAGGCGCUUCAAAAAAUUACUUCAUGGCGAAUCGUAUACAGACUCGGGCCUACUUACCUGGGCCUGGCCAAGAUUAACUUCGACCACUUCGGAGCCGAUGCCCGUACCACGUACAAUGCCGGACAUGCAGUCGCCAUUGAGGAGGCCGUCAAGAGUAACGGAGAUUUAGACCUAGCUUAUGCCUUGAACGCCUUUGCAGAUCACUUCCUCGAGGACUCCUUCUCCGCUGGCCACCUGAGAACCCCACGCCGUGAUUGCCACUCGGGCUGGAUGGUAAAUCCCUGGCCUGAUUUGUGUGCCAAGGACAUGCAUGAUGAAGACUGUGCAAUCGGCCUUUCCGUCAAGAAUCCAAAGGGUGAAGCUUGGACCUGCUACGGUGACAAGCGUGCUCUCGACAACGCGAACGAAGACAACAAAAACCGGUGCCUCGCAGCGGUACAAGCUUCAGCGGAUGAGAUCUACAAUGCGUGGAAGUCCAAGCAGAAACCGGCUGCGUACAAAGCAUGGGACCACGCACCAACGCUGGAGUCGGCAAACGCCUCCACGCAGGUGCUUGCACCCCUCUUUCGACUGAACAAUGGCACCCUCGAAAGGCGCAAACCAAUCACGGAUCGCCGCAAGUGGGAAUUCAUUGCGUCCGACUGGACUUUCGCAGGCACGCAUAAUGAGUGUAUGGGAAGCCACUGGUGGGACUACCCUAUCACUAUUGACGGUCCUACUUGGCUCCUGCCCGGCAGCUCCGUUGUCUCUACCACGCCAUCAUCUGGAAAAUGUUGCGUGUAUUACCAGGAUAUCCAGGGGGGCAUUCGUCAGUCUGCACACGAUGGCGCAUGGGCCGCCAGCAAUGCCGGCAUGUUCAAAGCCAAGCGUUUCACACCCUUGGCUGUUAUUACUUGGAACAGUGGCAAAGAGAUCCGCAUAUAUUGCCUUUCCCAGGAUGACAUGCUUCAGGAGUGGUGUUACUCGUCUGCCAAUGCCCAGGGCAGUUGGUAUACCGGCGACUUGAACAACCUCCGAGUCCGCGGUGCUCCCAAUACGUCUAUUGCCGCUAUCCAAUGGAAGAAUGGAUCACAGAUUCGCGUCUACUGCCAAGAAUCUACUUCCGACGAAAUCCAGGAAUUCUGCCACGACAGCUCGUGGACUCGAGGACAUAUCCUGCCAACGGCUCGUACAGGCUCGACCAUAGCGGUGGCAGGCUGGUCUGAUAAUGGCAUACACCUGCGUGUGUACUAUCAAGCCCCCGAUCUGACCUUGAGAGAGCAAUGCUGGGAUCCAUCCAAUUGGUAUGCUGGUGGUUUCAGCACUGACAAAGUACCACGACACUCUUCCAUCAGCGCUAUCGGGUGGUAUAAUUCGGGUGUGUACCUGCGCGUGUACUGGCAUGACAGCUCCCAGAAUAUUGUGGGCUACGAAUGGAAAAACGGAUCUUGGGUGUCCGCUGGCACCGUCCUUACGCUGCUACCUAGGGGCACAAGGUCGUCGAUCAUCCAGUGGGACAACGGACAAAGGAUCAGGUUUUACUACCAGGCCAGAAACAACGACAUCCUCGAGGAGUGCAAUGACGGUGGUGCGUGGUUCACAGGGUCUGUCGUUGCCACGAGCUCUUAA
Molecule: messenger RNA, 2007 nt
Organism: Trematosphaeria pertusa
Lineage: Eukaryota; Fungi; Ascomycota; Dothideomycetes; Pleosporales; Trematosphaeriaceae
Exons: 5
Coding region: 1-2007 (668 amino acids)
Source: RefSeq, a predicted model, not a curated record